GCGCGAUGGUGCCCGCAAUUCGAUGAGCCUGGCCUCGAUUUCUCCUCUUCUAGGCGCUCCAUCUCUAGAAAUUGAUUCUUCUCGUCUCGAGCUGCCGGUUUUGAGAUAGAUUUUCUCCGGCGGGGUUUCCAGGAUGCGGACGAGCUUCAUGCUGCUGCUCUUCGCGCUCGCUAUUGCGGCCUCCACGGCAGCGGUGGUAGCAGCGGCGGUAGCAGCUCCUGUAUGCCCCGUGCCAUCGCUGGAGGAGUUGCUGCUGCCUCUCCGGGAUUCCUGCCCCAAAAUCACUCGCAACGCUGUCCCCAGGAUCUGGUCGACAUCGCCUUCCAGGGUCAUCGAGCUUGGCGAGGGAGCCUUGGAGCAGGCAUUGAGCAACGAAACUUUCACUGCUGUUCUCUACUACGCGACGUGGUGCCAGUUCUCCAAGCAGCUCAAGCCAAUGUUUGAGACACUCUCGAUGAUGUUCCCGACGAUCUUCCAUGUGGCAGUGGAGGAGUCUUCCAUCAGGCCAGGAGUGUUGUCAAAGUAUGGAGUCUAUAGUUUCCCAGUGCUAUGCUUGCACAGUGGAUCGUCCAGGUUUCGUUACUCGGGCCCGAGAACUUUGGAGGAUCUGACGAUGUUCUAUGCCAAUAUCACAGACAUGCCACCGUCCAAGUUGGUGAAGGCUUUUGGCGCAGAAAACAGUACUUCCAGUGAGCCCGCUCUGUCAGAGAGGCUUCAAAACGAUAGUUACUUGGUGCUGGCGUCGUGGUUUCUCAUUCUCAGGAUCUUGCUGCUGGUUUUGCCGGUGGCAGUGAACAGGGUGAAGAAUUUCUGGGAAAGGUGCCACCUUUACAGGAUGAUGAAGCCCAGGGGACUCAACGACAACCAAGGAGUUGCAGAAAGAGGCUUCAAGCACAGGCGGCGAUUGUCCGUCCCAGGAUGGUCUCACCAGAUCACUUCUCCAUCGUCGUCGCUGGCCAUUGCCGAGAGCAGCACGAGAAGAAUCGGCCCAGCAGAAGAUCUUGGCGGUAGAAUCAUGUAGGUGUUCGUUCCAGGAUGGAUUUCUCAGGUGAAGAUUUUUCAUGGCAUCA
Selaginella moellendorffii is the source of this 1070-nucleotide messenger RNA. RefSeq names its product 5'-adenylylsulfate reductase-like 3. Lineage: Eukaryota; Viridiplantae; Streptophyta; Lycopodiopsida; Selaginellales; Selaginellaceae. The transcript has 4 exons. The record is from RefSeq and is a predicted model, not a curated record. The coding region runs from base 134 to 1021 and encodes 295 amino acids.